AUACUAUAACAUUAGGUUAGCAAUGCCUGAGAUAUCGUAUUAUAUAGACACAUGUAUUGUGCACUUGCUAACUAUUUUUGUCUUAUCUUUUUAUCAUCACGUGAAUUAAGAAACAAACCAUACCCCCUGCUGGGAAGGUAAAGCCAAAGAGCAAGUAUUAGUUUGAGGUUGAAGCAAGAAAUUACAGUCACAUGGAUGCAACCAUUGCUUUAAUGCUCAUAGAAGCUGUAUUGAUUUUGCUGGCUAUACUAAUUUAUAAAGCUGUCAGAUUAAUCUCUCCACUUCAUACUAUCCGUCCUAUUUCUAUUCAUGAGAGUUCUAAAGAUGAUGUUGAUUCGAUUCCCAUGGUUUGCUCUCCUUCUAAUAUCAUUGUUGCUCCUCCUACAACCAAUUAUGACGUCUUUCUUAGCUUUAGAGGGAAAGACACUCAUGACAGUUUCUCAAGUUAUCUCUAUGAAGCACUUUGCGAUGCAAACCUUCAAACUUUUAUGGGUCACAAGCUCCACAAAGGAGACCAUAUCUCACCCGUUCUUUUGAAAACAAUAGAGGAAUCAGAGAUAUCUUUGAUUAUUUUCUCCAAAGAUUAUGCAUCUUCAACAUGUUGUAUGGACGAGCUUGUUCAUAUUAUGAGCUGUAGGGAUAAAUACCAAAGAGUUGUCAUCCCUAUUUUCUAUGACAUAGAUCCAUCAAAUGUUCGCAAACAAAAUGGAAGUUUUGGAGAUGGAUUUGCUAAGAUUAAGCAGAGAUUUAGCCACAACCAAGAAAAAGUGCAAAAUUGGACAAAUGCUUUGAUCCAAUCAACAAAUCUCUCUGGGUGGGAUUCAAAGAAUAUCAGGCCUGAAUCCAAACUUAUUAAGAAGAUUGUCAAAGAUAUUUUGAGCAAAUUGAAUGGCAAGUCGUCCUUUCAUUUUGAAGGAUUAGUUGGGAUUGAUCAUCAUAUUCAGAAGAUUGAAGAGCUAUUGGGUAAAGCUCGCAUUGUGGGAAUAUGGGGUAUGGGUGGUAUAGGUAAGAGUACUCUUGCUAGAGUUGUAUUCCACGAGUUGAAAGCACAGUUUGAAGCUUUCUCCUUUGUGGAAGAUGUAAGGGAACAACUAGCAAUAAUUGGGUUUGACAGGUUACAAAAAGAAUGUCUCAAAGAAUUAAUAAAAGAUAAGGACAUUAAUGUCUUUGAUAUAGAAUCCUCUUUUGUGAGAAGUAGGCUUCAACGCAGAAAAGUUCUUCUGAUACUUGAUGAUGUGGACAAUUCACUACCGGUUGAAGAUUUAACUGAAAUGUAUCGUUGGUUUGGAGAAGGAAGUUGAAUUAUUAUCACAUCAAGGGACAUGCAAGUACUUCAUAAUGCUUUUGCAUUUUCAACAUACUCUAUUUCAAGAUUAAAUUUACAUGAUGCCUUUCAUCUCUUUAGUUUGAAAGCAUUCAAGCAAAAUGAGCCACCUAAAAGUUAUAUGGAAUUAUCAGAAUCAGUAGUGGAUUAUUGUCAAGGAAAUCCAUUGGCCCUUGUAAUGUUGGGUUCUUUUCUUCAAGGUAGAGGAAAAGAGGAGUGGGAAAGUUUUUUGGAAAAAACAAAAGAAGCACCACCCAAGUACAUUAUUGAUGUUCUGAAAUUGAGUUUUGAUAGACUUGAUGAGCGCCAAAAGAAUAUGUUUCUUGACAUAGCAUUUUUCAUCAAGGAAAGAGUUGAAGUUUCUUUGACCCUAAUAAGACAAUUAUAUGGCUCUUCUGUAGAUAUUGACAUAAAUGUUCUUAAAGAGAGAGCCCUCACUUCAUUGGAUCAUAACGGCUAUAUUGAGAUGCAUGAUCUUGUGAGGGACAUGGGUGUUGAAAUUGCUAGAGAACAGUCAUUCUCCAAUCCUAAAGGCCCUGUUCGACUGCAAAGUUAUAAGGACAUUUAUGAUUUUUUCAUUAGUAACAAGGUGACUAAGUCAAUCCAAUGCUUGUCAUUGGACAUGAGCAAGAUAAAAAGGAUUCCAUUGACAGCUAAUGACCUUCGAAAGAUGCAUAAUUUAAUAUUUCUAAAAAUUUAUUGGUCUGAUUGGAGAGAGCCUUCAAAGUUGAUUAUUGGUAAGGAUAUGAGUUAUCUUCCA
This is a messenger RNA of Neltuma alba, 2084 nucleotides long. RefSeq names its product TMV resistance protein N-like. Bases 192 to 1301 code for a protein of 369 amino acids. Gene Ontology annotation, molecular function: ADP binding. The record is from RefSeq and is a predicted model, not a curated record. Lineage: Eukaryota; Viridiplantae; Streptophyta; Magnoliopsida; Fabales; Fabaceae. Gene Ontology annotation, biological process: defense response; signal transduction. The transcript is spliced from 4 exons.